AUGGGAAUUGAGAAUUCUUCUCCUUCAGCAAGCAAUGGUUUGGCCAUGUUUUCCGAAUGUGACGGGAAAAUUUUUCAAUGGAAUCAUACGAGGAUAAAUAAAACAUUUGGGGUGAUGCUUUUGAUGAUGAAGAAUCAACCUUUAAGGAUAGAUAAACAUUCAGCAAAUGUUUCAAAACUCUUCACUGAAAAAACAGAAAUGUAA
Molecule: messenger RNA, 204 nt
Organism: Clunio marinus
Lineage: Eukaryota; Metazoa; Arthropoda; Insecta; Diptera; Chironomidae
Source: the annotation of a GenBank genome assembly